Camelina sativa (false flax) is the source of this 852-nucleotide messenger RNA. RefSeq names its product F-box protein At5g25290. Lineage: Eukaryota; Viridiplantae; Streptophyta; Magnoliopsida; Brassicales; Brassicaceae. The record is from RefSeq and is a predicted model, not a curated record.
AUCUGAGAGGUCUUUUGUGGGUAGACGACAAGAAGAAGAAUGGAGUCGACUAUGUUGUUGUGUGGCAAUUUCAGGAAGGCCAGUUUUUAGGCUUUUGCACGAAUGGGGAUUUCCAUUACCGCGAUAUUCCAAUACGGAACAGGGUCCAUGUUCCCAGGGAGUUCCGAGGCCUACAAGAUGUGGUGCUCAAAGGUCACCGUCUUUACUACCUGUCGCACCGUUGCUACAUUCGACAACUGGAUUUGUCUGGACAAGGUGGUUUCAAGGAUGUGUAUCCGCUCCCUAGCUUUCAAAUGUGGAAGCCAUCUAGGCGGCCUAGUGGUGAUUUGGGAAUAACGGGAGUAAAAAAGCUUAUCUCAUCUGGCGAUAGCAUUGCUGUUACAACAUCAGGACACGUUUUGUUGGUCUAUACCAGGGCUUACGAGCCUGUCUGUGAAAGCUCUAGGAUCUUCCGCGUCUUCAAGAGUGAUCCUAAGGACCGGAACUCCACCCUUGUUGAGGUUGAAUCUCUAGGUGAUGAGGCCCUGUUUUUCGAUUUGGGUAUCACCGUGCCUGCUGACCCUACCCUUGGUAUUGAGCCAAACUCCAUCUAUUUCACCCGUAAUGACCGUUUCGGUCCCGGGGGUUGGUAUAUUCCAUGCCUCGACAUAUGUGUGUACAAUAUUGCAACAAGGACCAUCAAACGCUUCCUCAGUGGCUCCACCUUAAAACUCAAGGAUGCGCAGUGGUUUCUCCCCUCAGCUUGAUUUGGUGUUUUCAAGAGUUUCUCUUGCGCGGUCAUUUUCCUGUGUUCAAUCCUUUUCUUUUCAUGUAUAAUAUUUGAUAUUACUAAGUGUUUCUUUUCAUGUCGAA